Periconia digitata is the source of this 208-nucleotide messenger RNA. The record is from the annotation of a GenBank genome assembly. NCBI's taxonomy places the organism in Eukaryota, Fungi, Ascomycota, Dothideomycetes, Pleosporales, Periconiaceae.
UUGUAGAUAGCCAGAAAUCUGUCUUGUGUUCAUUGAAUGUACAUAUUAUGUUUUCGUUCUCCCCUUUCUUUAAUUUUGUCGUCCUUAACCAACUACCAUUUGACAAUUAUUACCAACUCUUUCCCUACGAUAUCAGCAGUCCACGCAGAAACUCUGCUCGGAUCGAAUCUCAUCGUAACGAAUACAGGGUGCUAGACAUAAGGAUUUU